This is a messenger RNA of Ectocarpus siliculosus, 825 nucleotides long. The record is from the annotation of a GenBank genome assembly. Lineage: Eukaryota; Phaeophyceae; Ectocarpales; Ectocarpaceae.
AUGCCGACUUCCAGCGAACGUUCGUGGUACGAGACGGGUGACGGCGAGACCUGUAAUAUCUCUCCGCUUCAGGUGGUCAAUACGUUGAAGAGCAUGGGGGCCCCUUCACACAGAAUUGCCAGUGUCAAGACGAGGUCCGACAUGUGCCGCAACAUAACACAGGCCCUUGAUCUUAACUGCUUAAAGAACUGGAAGUUUAAAGCGUUUCUGGGAUCGGGUGCUCACGGAAGCACAUUCAGCAUUAUAAACAAAAGUGGCACAGUCCGUGCGGCGAAGAUUGUCUUUGUGGACCCGUGUCGCGAGGUCAGGGCACAGAGGAAAAUGGCAUCGAUUGGCGUGGCUCCGAAAGUCUACGAUACCUGCAAACUUGCCAAAGGAGUUUGGGUUUUGACGAUGGAUCAGGUCAACGGGUCCGUGCAAGACUUGGUUGGUGGUCACAAGAGUCUUGGUAAAAAAAAGUUGAAGACCCUAUUUCAGGGUAUCGUCAAGACUGUCGAGGCGAUGGAAAAGGCUAACGUAUCGCACGGAGAUCUCUCUCUCGACAACAUAGGGUACGUCGUUCGUGCCGACGGAAGCUAUGACGUAAUGCUGAUCGAUUUCGGAUGGAGUGGAGAACAUGUACCAAUGUUUGACAUGACCAGCCUUGCGCAAGCUCUUCUGUUUACGAAGAACGAGCACAACCGCGCAUAUCUUUACGACAAGACCCAUGCCUAUAUACGUGCAAAGUACAAUUUCACUCUCCCCGAGUCGGUGCACGGGUUCGACGUGCUGUUCAGGGACUUCCAGCAAAAGUUUGUCACCAAGCACGGGAAAGCUCUGGCUUAG